UUCGUUGUUUACAUAUUAAGCUAAACUUAUUAUGGCAUCAGAGCAUGAACGUUGAUCGACAGUUUUUUUUCUUCUUUCGACUGAGAGUCCGCAGGGAUGACGACGGAAGAAGGAGCAACGCCGGCGACGAAAAUCGAUUAUAGUUCACCGUAUUUCUUGGGACCCCAGGAUAGACCGGCUGAUUUUAUCACCCCGGUUCGUCUUACGAGCAACAAUUAUGAAGAAUGGUCUAACACCGUACGGUUGGCACUCCGAGCACGGCGGAAAUUUGCAUUUGUUGACGGCACUCUCACAAAACCGACACCACCUUAUUCUGAGGAGGAUUGGCUUAUGAUCCAUUCCAUGAUCAUUUCUUGGUUAUUGAAUAUAAUAACGCCGGAGGUCAAGGGAAUCCUAUCCCACUACGAGAAUGCACAGCAGCUAUGGAGUGAUCUAAAAGAACGGUUUGCAAUCGUUGAUGGCCCUAAGAUACACCAAGUCAAGACGGAUUUGGCAAAGUGUGUCCAGACAAAGGGAAUGACGAUUGGAGCUUAUUACGUAAAAUUGAAAAAUUUAUGGGAUGAAUUAAACAACUAUGAACCAUUGAUUGCGUGUAAAUGCAAAAAUUGCACGUGUGAUGUGCUCAAGCAGCAUGAGAAGAGAAGAGAAUCAGAACGCCUGCAUCAAUUUUUGAUGGGCAUAUACAUAGAUUUCUUUGGUGGAGUUCGGUCACAAUUGCUGACGCAAACUGAUCUCCCAACCUUGAAUCGUGCUUAUCAACAAAUGAUACAGGAAGAACGUGUGCGUGGUAUAGUGCAUGCACAAGAAGAACGGCCAGAUGUUAUGGGGUUCGCACUUCGUACAGACGGGAAAGGAGCAGGCCGUGGGGUCAAGCCAGAUAAAUCUGGACAUGUGUGCUCCUAUUGCAGAUAUUCGGGGCAUGAAGUCACAAGCUGCUUUGAACUUCAUGGUUAUCCUGAUUGGUGGGGAGAUAGACCUAAACCCGGCAUUAAAGAAGGAGGAGGUCGUGGACGUCCAAACAAUUCUGGAGCUCCAGGGAAUUAGGAGGCAGGUCGCGGAAAGCAAACAACAAGAGCACAUGCCAUGAUGGCAGCCGAAACCGCAACCAAGCUACCGAUGAAUGAUGGGGAGAGCAGCAGUGGGCAAUCCACUCCUUUGCCAGGAUUUACAUCCGAACAAUCGACAUCUUUACUUUCCAUGAUGGGUAACACCUUCUCUACUAAUGAUCGCAUGGCUGGUAAGUUCAAUAGUAAUGCUUGGAUUAUUGAUACUGGAGCUACAAAUCAUGUUUGUGGCAAUCGGUCUUUACUUUGUCAUGUGAAAAAAUGUUGAACCAUGCUCCGUUGGUCUCCCCGAUGGAUAGACCGUUUUGGCUACUCUGGAAGGGAGUGUGCAAUUUACAAAUGAUUUAUAUUUGAACAAUGUGCUUUUUGUACCGAAGUUGCAGUGUAAUCUCAUAUAUGUAUCCCAAAUGAGUGAUGCACUUAACUGUUUUGUCCAAUUAACCUGUAAUUUGUGCAUUAUACAGGACCGUCUCUCGAGGAGGCUGAUUGGAACGGGUGAACGGCGGAAUGGACUGUAUUACUUACGGGAGGAACUAGCAAAGCAUGCAUUGGCAGUUAGAGAAUCAUGGAAUGAUGUGGCAGAAUUAUGGCAUAAAAGGUUGGGACACCCGGCUUCUAAAGUGGUUGAAAAUCUGGUUCCUGUAAGUGAUUUGAAGACUCUUGGAAAUUUUCCAUGUGAUGUUUAUUUUAGAGCAAAGCAGACUAUGAAUUCUUUUCCUACUAGUUUAAAUAAAACUAGUGAUAUUUUUGAGGUGAUACACUGUGAUUUGUGGGGUCCAUAUAAAACCCCUUCUUCGUGUGGUGCUAAAUUUUUUUUUGACAAUUGUUAGAUGAUUAUUCCCGUGCUGUUUGGGUUUAUUUGUUACUUGAUAAAAAGGAAGUUUUCAAAAUAUUUCUCUUUUAUUGCUAUGGUGGAACGACAAUUUUCUAAGAAAAUUUUGCGUGUCAGAAGUGAUAAUGGGACUGAGUUUAAUUGUUUAAAAGAUUAUUUCCGCAUUAGUGGGAUUCUAUUUCAGACAUCUUGUGGCGAAAGCAUAGACACAUUUUAAAUGUGGCUCGUGCGUUGAGAUUUCAAGGGAAUUUACCUAUAUAUAUCUUUUUGGGGAGAAUGUGUAUUGAAUGCUUCUUAUCUCAUUAAUCUCACACCGUCUGCGCUUCAUGCUUAUAAAACAUCGUAUGAAUUUUUUUUGGGACUCCUCCUUGCUAUGAAUCUCUCCGUGUUUUCAGAUGUUUAUGUUAUGCCUAUAACAUGAUGUCAAAGGGUGACAAAUUUAUCAGCAGAAGCAGAAAGUGUGUAUUUGUGGGAUAUAUUUUUGGCAAGAAAGGGUGGAAUGUUUUUUAUCUAGAGACUCGAGAAUUUUUUGUGUCUCGUGAUGUGAAGUUUUUUGAGCAUAUUUUUCCAUUUACAUAUGCCUCUUCUAUUGCUGAUAAUAGUCCAAUAACGGAAGUAGAACAGCCAGUUAUCAUGCCCAGUGAUUAUUCAUCUAUACUUGGAUAUCAUGGUCAACCUGCAGCAGUAUCUGCGUCCUCACAUGAGGAACAUACAUCUCUGGGAGAUGGCACAUCUACAGGUGACACGCCCGGUGCUUCAGAGGAGGAUCCACCAGUUGACUUAGGACGCGGGCAGCGCGUACGUAUGCCAUCAGUUCGCCUCAGAGACUACAUCACACAUACCAUUGUUAAAAACAGUCCAUUCCCCGCUCUUCCCGAUUCAUCACCCUCUUCAGUUGUCAAACAUGAUGGAUGGCGCAAUGUCAUGCGUGACGAAAUCAAGGCUCUUGAAAAUAAUUCCACUUGGAGUCUCGUUUCUUUGCCUCCUGGCAAGCGUGCUUUGGGUUGUCGCUGGGUUUAUAAAGUGAAGCACAAAUGUGAUGGCACAGUUGAACGCCUUAAAGCUCGUCUUGUUAUUUUUUGAAAUAGACAGAUUGCUGGCCUGGACUAUACUGAAACGUUUGCACCUGUGGCAAAAAGGGUGACUGUACGUGCUUUCCUUGCUAUCGCGGCAGCUAAGCAUUGGGAAUUACAUCAGAUGGAUGUACAUAAUGCCUUUCUUCUUGGAGAUUUGAAUGAGGAAGUCUAUAUGACUAUUCCUCCGGGCUAUAAGACUACUAAUCUUUCUUGGAUAGGGGGCAUGUAGUUCAG
Cuscuta europaea is the source of this 3206-nucleotide messenger RNA. The record is from the annotation of a GenBank genome assembly. NCBI's taxonomy places the organism in Eukaryota, Viridiplantae, Streptophyta, Magnoliopsida, Solanales, Convolvulaceae.